AAUGAAUGCAAGAAAUAGUCAAAAUCCUCUAAAAAAACCCCAAGUUAACUAUCACCGUUACUGGCCACCGGACGUCACCGUAUUCCGCCGUUAUUCUACCGUUAUCCUUCUCAUUCAUCGGAGAUUCAGAAUAUUUCGAGGGAUUAGCUAUACAUAUUUCCAUAGAAUUCGAUGAUCUACGGGCACCCCAGGCGAAUUAGUAUUUUUGGUUUGAUUAGGUAUUGGCUAUAAGAAGAUUUGGAGGAGUGGUGAGCUUUCAGUAGAGAGAGAAUGGAGAAGUCGAGUACUUUGGACUACAUCAACCAGAUGUUCCCUACAGAAGCAUCUUUAGUGGGUGUGGAGCCACUGAUGCAAAAAGUACACAAUGAGAUACGCGUUGUGGAUACAGAAAUUCUUGCUGCUGUCCGUCAACAGAGUAAUUCAGGUACAAAGGCAAAGGAGGAUUUGGCUGCAGCUACACGUGCUGUUCAGGAACUCAUGUAUAAAGUCAGAGAAAUUAAAACCAAAGCUGAACAAAGUGAAACAAUGGUUCAAGAAAUAUGUCGUGACAUCAAAAAGCUGGAUUUUGCAAAAAAACACAUAACAACUACAAUCACCGCCCUCCAUCGUCUUAAUAUGCUUGUGUCUGCCAUCGAACAACUUCAAGUAAUGGCUUCAAAACGACAAUAUAAAGAGGCUUCUGCACAGUUAGAGGCUGUCAGCCAGUUAUGUAGUCAUUUUGAUGGCUACAGAGAUAACCCAAAGAUCACUGAGCUAAGAGAUAAGUUCAAGAACAUCAAACAAAUUCUCAAGUCUCAUGUGUAUUCUGAUUUCUCCAGCUUAGGUACGGGGAAAGAGACAGAGGAAAGCAGUUUGUUGCAGCAUUUAACAGAUGCUUGUUUAGUUGUUGAUGCACUUGAGCCAUCAGUGAGGGAGGAGUUAGUGAAGAACUUUUGUGAUAGGGAACUUAUUUCUUAUCAGCAGAUAUUUGAAGGAGCUGAGCUAGCAAAGUUGGAUAAAACAGAGAGGAGAUAUGCUUGGGUGAAACGCCGUUUAAGAACAAAUGAGGAGAUUUGGAAAAUCUUUCCAACUUCAUGGCAUGUUGAUUAUCUGCUCUGUAUCCAGUUCUGUAAAUUGACCAGGUCACAACUUGAGGACAUACUUGAAAACCUGAAAGAGAAGCCAGAUGUGGGAACACUACUGAUGGCAUUGCAACGGACAAUAGAAUUCGAGGAAGAGUUGGCAGAGAAAUUUGGUGGUAGUGGUAGUACCAGAAAUGUAACAAAUGACUUUGAGGAAACAGAUAAAGAUAAAGCAGAAAGUAAUAGUAAUAAUAAUAAUAAUAAUCAGAUUGUACAAGACAUUCGUAAGAAGUAUGAGAAAAAGCUUGCUGCACAUCAGGAUGAUGAUAAAGAUUUAGCUGUGCCUGGAGCAGGGUUUAAUUUUCGUGGAAUCAUAUCAUCUUGCUUUGAACCACACCUGAUGGUAUAUGUGGAUUUUGAAGAGAAGACACUUAUGGACAAUUUGGAGAAGCUUGUUCAGGAAGAAACAUGGGAUAUGGAUGAUGGAGGUCAGACCAAUAUUUUAUCCAGUAGCAUGCAGGUAUUUUUGAUUAUCAGAAGGAGCUUGAAAAGGUGCUCAGCCUUGACUAAGAACCAAACUCUGCUAAACUUGUUCAAGGUGUUUCAAAGGGUUCUAAAAGCUUAUGCUACAAAGCUAUUCAUGAAGUUGCCUAAAGGUGGCACAGGGAUUGUUGCAGCUGCCACUGGGAUGGAUGGACAUAUUAAGACAUCUGAUAAAGACGAGAGGAUGAUAUGUUAUAUUGUGAAUACAGCAGAAUAUUGCCAUAAAACGGCUGGUGAGUUGGCUGAGAAUGUCUCCAAAAUCAUAGAUCCCCAAUUGGCUGAUGGUGUAGACAUGUCAGAAGUGGAGGAUGAAUACUCAGCAGUUAUAACAAAAGCAUUAGUAACAUUGGUGAAUGGGUUGGAAACCAAAUUUGACAUUGAAAUGGUUGCAAUGACCACACGUGUCCCAUGGGCUACACUUGAAAGUGUGGGCGACCAAUCAGAGUAUGUGAAUAACAUAAAAAUGAUCCUUAGUGGUAGCAUCCCUGUACUUGGAACCCUUCUUUCUCCAGUUUACUUUCAGUUCUUUUUAGACAAGCUUGCUUCGUCCCUGGGCCCACGCUUCUAUCUCAACAUCUUCAAAUGCAAGCAGAUCUCAGAGACUGGAGCUCAACAAAUGUUGUUAGAUACUCAGGCUGUAAAGACGAUACUUUUAGAUAUUCCAUCCCUUGGAAAACAGCAACAGGCAUCAGGAGCUGCUGCUAGUUACUCCAAAUUUGUGAGUCGUGAGAUGAGCAAAGCCGAAGCACUUUUAAAGGUUAUUCUGUCCCCGGUUGACUCAGUGGCAGAUACAUACAGUGCACUACUACCUGAGGGAACCCACUCUGAGUUUCAGCGAAUCCUAGACCUCAAGGGGCUGAAAAAAGCAGACCAACAAACAAUAUUAGAAGAUUUCAGCAAACGUGGGUCCGGGAUCCCAAUCGCCACGUCAGCAGUCCAGGUGGUCCCCACCACAGGUGCAGGUGCAGCAGGUCCUCCUCCUCCAGUGGCAGUGGCGGUGGUGAGUCAGCAAGGUGGUGGUUCUUCUUAUGGUGCAGCAAUGAUGAGCAGUGCAUCAAGAGAAGAUGUGCUGACAAGAGCAGCAGCACUGGGUAGAGGUGCUGCCACUACUGGUUUUAAACGCUUCCUUGCUCUCACUGAAGCCGCAAAAGACCGAACCGAUGGUCCUUUCAGAAAACUCUUCAAUGCAUGACCAUUCUUUCAACUCCAUGCAUGUAUUUUCUACCAUAUCAUACCAAUCAAAUGACCUGUAUUUUUUCUUAAUUACUAUUUUUGACAUGAUUAUCAAAACUUACUUUUAUUUUUUAUGUGUGGACUGGACUUUUUGUUAGGUUAUAUAAAAUUCACUACAUUUGGGUA
This is a messenger RNA of Lactuca sativa (garden lettuce), 2963 nucleotides long. RefSeq names its product vacuolar protein sorting-associated protein 53 A. Gene Ontology annotation, biological process: retrograde transport, endosome to Golgi. Lineage: Eukaryota; Viridiplantae; Streptophyta; Magnoliopsida; Asterales; Asteraceae. Gene Ontology annotation, cellular component: GARP complex. The record is from RefSeq and is a predicted model, not a curated record.